AGACCAAGAUUUGAAAUUCCUAGGAAAAGGAGUUAAGAAGGAGAAGCCAUGGAUGAAUUCUUCCAACUAUAUAAUUCCCCGGGGAGCAUUUCAUGGUUUGAAGAAGCCCUUUUGGUGGAUCAAAGUGCUUUUGUCAGAUACACAGACCAACCCUUUGAAGGUCUUGCAUCAACGAGUAGUGGAUCGAAUCAUCGGAUUAACGUAAACAGGAGGAUGAUAGAGUUCUUGAAGAGGAGUCGGGUGGCGCCUGUCCUAAUCGAGAUGGUAGAACCUGACGAAGAUAGAAUCCACAAGCAUAGGAUGGAUGAGAGGGUGAGAAGGGAGAAACACAAGCAAGGCUAUCUGGCCUUGCAUGAGUUAUUGCCACUUGGAACAAAGAGUGAUAAGAAGUCAAUACUUGAAAUGGCCGCCAAGGAGAUUGAAGAGCUGCAGAAGUACAAGAAAGAGUUGAAGAGGCAAAAUUGGGGAAUGGAGAUGGUCUUGGAUGCGAGGAAAAAUGAGACAGCAGUGGAAAAAGCUGAAAUUAAGCUGAAAGUAGCUUAUCCUGCUUCCGGGGUUGAUUCUAUGUUGGAGGUUCUUAGAUGUUUGAAAAACACUGGUUCAACAGCAACAGCCAUACAAUCAAGUUUUUUGGAGCAUGAAUUUGAUGCAGUACUAGAGAUUGAGACCAAGGUGUCUGUCUGUCUCUCGUUCUGGGACACACAGACAACACGGACACUACACAAACAUGGAACGCGACAAUUUUCUCUUUUAAUAGAUGCUCUCUUAGAAAAGCAUACAGAUAUUUCCUAUAACUACACUUCCAUCAUUGGUCUUCUGUUUUAAGCGAAAAUCUAUAACAUAUAACAUAAUAACCGUAGUUGCCUGUCAUUUUUCUAGCCCAUCUCAUGAUAUCAAGUUCUCAAACAUGUAAUUACAUAGACAAUGAGGUCUUGACUUAUAUAAAUCUUUGCAUUUCAGAUCAUAAUUUUUCAAUUUUAUAUAUUUUCUCUUUUUUGGGCAGAUAAGAGCACAAGAUGUUGAAAAGGCAGUGCAGAGGACUUUAUUUGAAGCGGAGAGGAAAUUUCGUUUCCAGCUCUAAGUAAAGAAGGGCAAUGGAAGCUGCUUGACAGUGUUUGAUAAGUGGACAAAAUGUGAUUGUGGCUAUGCUCAAAGACAACGUUGUUGCCAAAUGUUGACCACUAAUAUUAUAUUACAUAGUUUCUCUGCACAAA
Molecule: messenger RNA, 1214 nt
Organism: Sesamum indicum (sesame)
Lineage: Eukaryota; Viridiplantae; Streptophyta; Magnoliopsida; Lamiales; Pedaliaceae
Gene: BHLH92
Product: basic helix-loop-helix (bHLH) DNA-binding superfamily protein
Molecular function (GO): protein dimerization activity
Source: RefSeq, a predicted model, not a curated record